AACUCAAAUCAAUUUUCUUUGUUUUUCAAGAUGUUCGAAACUUGAAAGUUAUUUAUGAAAUCGAUGUUAAUAUUUAGAAAUAAUUAUUUUUAAAGUGAAACUUGUUCUAACAAAACAGUCUAUUUUAAUGGUCCAAGAGUAUGUAAAUACUACGUAAAAUUUAUGUCAGUCAUAAUGUUAAAGAUGUGCGGUUAGCGAAGGCUAAUGAUUGAACGCAUAAUGUUUUUUUAUCAGAGUAAGUGUUCUGCGGGUUUAUCUAUGAAAACCUAUCUACUAGAUAAUUGAGCAGGUAUAUAAGUAAAAUAAUACAUGGCGCUAAUUAAAUAAAAAUAUACAAGUAUGACUGUAAACAUGGAUGAUAUCAAACUUAAUAUGCAGCAGUUAAUGGAGAGGACGUUGGAAAUUGCAAAAGAUGCAUUGAAUGCAAAUGAAGUACCAGUUGGUUGUUUAUUUAUACACAACAGUACAGUUAUUGCCGAAUCGCGCAACAGCGUGAAUGAAACUCAUAAUCCUACCAGGCAUGCUGAAAUUAACUGUAUUGAUAACACUUUGUUAUACUGUAAACGCAAUGGACUGGCAUUUGAAAACUUUUUUAAAAAUAUAAUUGUAUAUGUUACAGUUGAACCCUGUAUUAUGUGUGCAGCAGCACUAAAGAUAUUAAAUGUUAAAAAAGUUAUAUAUGGUUGCAAUAAUGAUAGAUUUGGUGGAAAUACUGUUCUCAAUGUCAAUAAUAUAUAUACAGAUGGCUAUACACAGACAGGCAAUAUUUUAGCAGAUGAAGCUAUGACAUUAUUGAAAACUUUUUAUAAAGGUACUAAUCCAAAUGCACCUGAACCUAAAGUAAAAAAGAAAAAAUCAUUAUAACUAGAAAUAAAAAUGUUUUAUUGUUA
This is a messenger RNA of Leptidea sinapis, 890 nucleotides long. Its product is annotated as tRNA-specific adenosine deaminase 2. The record is from RefSeq and is a predicted model, not a curated record. Gene Ontology annotation, molecular function: tRNA-specific adenosine-34 deaminase activity. Gene Ontology annotation, biological process: tRNA wobble adenosine to inosine editing. The transcript has a single exon. Gene Ontology annotation, cellular component: cytoplasm; nucleus. Lineage: Eukaryota; Metazoa; Arthropoda; Insecta; Lepidoptera; Pieridae. Bases 340 to 864 code for a protein of 174 amino acids.